This is a messenger RNA of Nicotiana tabacum (common tobacco), 465 nucleotides long. The record is from RefSeq and is a predicted model, not a curated record. Lineage: Eukaryota; Viridiplantae; Streptophyta; Magnoliopsida; Solanales; Solanaceae.
AUGUUGAAUUAUCAAAUACCUAGUAGCAGAGAAAGUCUUCAUAAUCAUGAUCAAGAAGAAGAACAAAUCAGAGACAUCCAUGCUCUAACCCCACCAAGGCCUCCAUCAACAAAUCGUGGCCGUCGAAGAGAAACUUGGGAAAUUAAUAGCCAUAGAUCAUCCACAAAUUUAUCCAUAGCCAGUACAGAAGUAGCAUCAAGUGAGAAUUUCUCAACCAUGAGCAGAGAAUUCAAUACUUUAGUUCUUGCUGGAUCUUCAAUAAGCAACAACCAUGGUAGCGAAAACGACAACAACAACAACAACAACAACAAUAAUAAUAGCAAUAUUUUGGGAAGAAUUGAUGAAGAUGAUUAUGAAACAAUUGAGGAAACAAAUCCUUUAGCUAUUGUUCCAAAUCGAAGCCAUCAGGCUGCUUCUCUCUCUAGAUCGCCCAAAUCGCCUAUUUGUAUUCAGUUGUAUUCGAAU